UUCGUUUUGUUAAUGUACUGAGAAAAAUCAUACGAAAAUUCUCAAUAACACUUUGACCAACCCAACCAAAACACGCAUAAAUAAAUAUACAAAUCGGAAUGACAAAGUGGAACGACAUCAAUAAUUACAUACAGAUUCAAGUUGAACAUCUAAGUGGCCGAGACCUCGUCCAGUUACCUUACACCCGCCCGCCACAGCGAGCGUGAAGAUUGCCUACCAACUUGGAAACUAGUGCUCAAUUUUAUUACAAUAUUUUUGAAAAAGAAUAUUACCCCUAAACUAAUUUUUUCGAGUCUUGGUGUGUGAAAUUAUAUCUAUAUUUAUAAACUUAUCCACGGUAUAGGAAAAAAUAUAGUAUUGUUAACAUUAAAAAGAGAUUGUUUUUUUUAUAUUUCGGUACUUGAAGCAUUAAUUUAGUGCAUUUGUGGAGUCGAGUCGCACGUUGUGCGGCAGUGCAUAGAGCAGUCAAAAUAUGAAGUGGAUUCUCUGUUUUUUAAGUGUGGUGUUGACCUGCAGAGGUCAGCGGCCAGCCUCCUUGCCUUUCGGUUCAGACAGCUUCAGGACUAUAGUGAGGGGACUAAGCACCGCUCCUGGCCGUUCAGCAGUAGUUGACGACAUAAUCAUCCGAUAUUUCAGUACAAAUGUGACGUCUCCGAGUUCUUACCGUAUCGCCAACAUCAAGGCGGUGCUGUCAGACCCAGCGUUUGACGUCAAGAAACCAACUGUACUUUACGCACAUGGCUACGUGGAACUCCUGACAGACGACAGCUUAAGGACCGUAGUAUCUGCUUACCUUAAACGCGGCGGGUACAACAUACUGGUGCUGGACUGGUCCAAUCUCGCCUUCGGGAACUAUGUCGUCGUAGCCAAGACCUUACCACAUGUGGGAGAAUUCGUUGGCAAAUCAGUAUACAAGUUGGUAAAGCAAGGGUUACCAGUUCAGAACCUGCACCUGGUCGGCCACUCUCUGGGCAGCCACAUCUGUGCUUAUAUCGCGAGGUAUCUCUCGGCGAGAGGAUCUAAAGUACCCAGGUUAACCGGUUUAGACCCAGCGUACCCAGGUUUCUACCCACCUUUAGCAGCACCACCUAUGACUCCAGAAGACGCAGAUUUUGUGGACGUCAUCCACACGGACGGUGGAGGGUAUGGAGCUCCAGACUCCACUGGUCACGCUGACUUCUGGCCUAAUGGGGGGCAGGCCAAGCAACCUGGAUGUUUGUCUGCUACCAUAUUUCUUAGCAAUGAAGACUUUUGUAGUCACUGGCGUUCAUGGGAGUUCUGGUCUGAGUCCCUGCUGAGGGAUGACUUCCUGGCGCGUCCGUGUGCGGACUACGACACCUUCCUCCGAGGACAGUGCUCGGAUCAGCCCCUUGUAUUUAUGGGGAUACGGUCAACACCGGAUUUGCGUGGCAACUUCUAUUUGAUUACCGGAACGAAGUCACCGUUUGGACUCAACGUGAGAGGAUGCUUUAGGCAGAGUAUAGUUCCCUAA
Messenger RNA from Spodoptera litura, 1492 nucleotides. RefSeq names its product pancreatic lipase-related protein 2. The record is from RefSeq and is a predicted model, not a curated record. Gene Ontology annotation, biological process: lipid catabolic process. Lineage: Eukaryota; Metazoa; Arthropoda; Insecta; Lepidoptera; Noctuidae. Gene Ontology annotation, molecular function: serine hydrolase activity; lipase activity.